This is a messenger RNA of Ogataea parapolymorpha DL-1, 1797 nucleotides long. RefSeq names its product Divalent metal ion transporter involved in manganese homeostasis. The coding region runs from base 1 to 1797 and encodes 598 amino acids. Gene Ontology annotation, biological process: intracellular manganese ion homeostasis; iron ion transport. The record is from RefSeq and is a predicted model, not a curated record. Gene Ontology annotation, molecular function: manganese ion transmembrane transporter activity; cadmium ion transmembrane transporter activity. Lineage: Eukaryota; Fungi; Ascomycota; Pichiomycetes; Pichiales; Pichiaceae. Gene Ontology annotation, cellular component: plasma membrane. The transcript has a single exon.
AUGGAACACAUAGGUCUCCGUGCAUCAGAUCGUCACGCAAGGCACGAAGACCCGUUCCAGGAUUAUAUCGGCCUUGAGAGCAUAACAGGAACAUCUGAAUAUUCUAAUUUUGAACUGAACAACUCAUCCGAUUCUUUUUUCCCAGAAAACAACAACGACGACGAGCCCCCAAAAAUGGAUUCCAAGCAAGCCAAGGUGAUCCUCGUUUUGAAGAGAUUUGUGAAGUUCAUUGGACCAGGCCUAAUGGUCUCUGUGUCUUACAUGGACCCUGGAAAUUUCAGCAGUUCCAUUUCCUCUGCCCAAUUCCAGUACAAGCUCCUGUUCUCGCUCAUUGUGUCCAAUAUGAUGGCUGGGUUCAUGCAGAUCCUGGCCAGCAAGCUUGGAAUCUGUACCGGCCAGGACCUGGCUGCCAACUGCCGCCAGCACCUGCCGAAAUACGUGAACCUUGUCAUCUACGUUUUUGCAGAGAUGGCCGUUGCAGCCACAGACAUGGCUGAAAUUAUUGGUACUGCCGUCGCAUUUAACAUUCUCUUUGGUCUCCCAUUGCUGGGCGGUGUCAUGCUGACGACUCUGGAUGUUCUUUUUGUUUUGCUUGCAUACAGGCCCAACGGGCCACUUGUCGUGGUCCAGGUCUUCGAGGCUGCCGUGGGGUGUCUAGUUUUAGGCACGGUCGCCUGUUUUAUCGUCGAGCUCGUGAACGUUUCUCCUACAACCAACUGGGGAAGCGUUUUCCGCGGGUUCCUGCCUUCCAAAGAGAUCUUCACUAAUACCAAAGGUCUCUACCUCACCGCUGCGUUGCUGGGAAGUAACUUGAUGCCGCACUCGUUGUAUUUGGGUUCUGGAGUUGUCCAGGCACGUAUGAAGGCUUUCGACAUGAAACGUGGCUUGUACACCCCACCAAUGGCGAAGCAGAAGAAAAAGGGUUUACUUUGCAACACCAUCGAGGGAGAUACUCAGGAUUUGAGAUACAUCCCGUCGAUGGAGGCGAUCAACGGGACCAUGUCGUACAUCAUUGCUGAGAUGGUGAUUUCGCUGAUUACUGUUGCACUGUUUGUCAACGCUGCCAUUCUGAUUGUCGCCGGCAGUGCGCUGUCGCAGCCAAUGGACGACGACGGAGACGGAGUCCUGGAAAAUGCCGAUCUGUUCACCUUGCACUAUCUUCUUUCGAGUCAACUGUCAAAAGCUGCAGGAACAGUUUUUGCGCUGGCUCUAUUGUGCUCUGGUCUGUGUGGCGGUACCGUGGUCACCAUUGCCAGCCAACAAAUCAUGGAGGGACAUGUGCGCAUCUCCAUGCAUCCUGCAAUCAAGCGUAUCAUCACACGUAUCAUUGCCAUCACUCCAUGCAUUGCGGUUGUUACCACUCAGGGAAGAGAGGGCCUGAGUAAAGUUUUGAACGCGACCCAGGUUGUUCUGUCGCUGCUGCUGCCUUUCAUCAGUGCGCCGCUAGUGUACUUGACCUGCAAAAAAAGUAUCAUGCGCGUUCUUAUCAGCGGAACGGAACCUACGCAGGAAUCGGGAGAAAACAUCCCUAUGGAUGAUAUCUCCAGCGGCAACAACAGCACGAUUGACCUGCUCUCCGACACCGAGAACACGAUGACGUCAGACCAUUCUCUGCGCUCCCACGAGGUCCGCGACCUCCAGGAGUCGCAGCUGGACGACACCACGGACCUGCCAAAGUACAAGGACAUGAGCAACAACAUAGUCACCGCCGUGGCGGGUGUGAUUGUGUGGCUGGUCAUCUCGCUCAUGAACUUCUGGCUGCUGAUCAGCAUGGCCAUGGGCAAGGACGUGGACUAG